Dentiscutata erythropus is the source of this 218-nucleotide messenger RNA. NCBI's taxonomy places the organism in Eukaryota, Fungi, Glomeromycota, Glomeromycetes, Diversisporales, Gigasporaceae. The record is from the annotation of a GenBank genome assembly.
AUGGGCAAUUGCUCUCCAAAUCGUGCAAAUAUUUGUAGUGAGGCAGCAACAGAUUCUCGACUUCCUGCUAUUGUUUCAACUGAGAACACAUUAGAAAUUUCUGUUAAUGCAACAGCUCAAAAAAGAAUAGCUGAUGAAAUUGAAAUAAUCGAGAAAAAAAUCAUAGAAUUAAGACAAAUUUGUGAAAUUACAAGUGAUAUAGAAAUUUUACGUGAAAU